This is a messenger RNA of Gallus gallus (chicken), 1621 nucleotides long. RefSeq lists its product as uncharacterized. The record is from RefSeq and is a predicted model, not a curated record. The transcript is spliced from 2 exons. NCBI's taxonomy places the organism in Eukaryota, Metazoa, Chordata, Aves, Galliformes, Phasianidae. Bases 5 to 403 code for a protein of 132 amino acids.
ACGCAUGCGCUCGAUGAUGUACAGAACGCACGGCUUUUGGACGAGCAUCCAAUUAGUUCGUCGCCGCGGUGGACUAGCAGGCGUCCCCUUCCACCCCUCCGCCCUGCAACGUCCCUCAUCCGUUUGCAAGCACUCUCGACCACCGUGGAACGCGAGCGGCUCGGAGAUUCGCGGUUGCAGAACCGGCGCGGAGCGGCUCCGGCACUGCAGCCUCCCGGGACCGGCACGGAGCGACUCCGCGGUCACCCCAAGCGGUGCCCUGCCAACUUCCCUAGGAGCUACUGAAUGGGCUUUUCCGUCUGUCCCGUCCCGUCCCACCCCCGACCACCGAGCUCCUUCACGUGGCGGUGCCUCACGGCUCCAGCCACCUCGCCACGCGCUGCAGCUCCUCUUUAGGUAUUGAAAGGCUGUUACCAGGUCACCUCAGAGCCUUCACUUCUGCAGGCUGAACAGCCCCAGCUCCCUCAGCCUGACCUUGUAGGAGAGGUGUUCGAUCCCUUAGUUCACUUUUUUUGUGGCCAUCCUCUGGCUGUGCUCCAACAGGUCCAUGUCUCUUCUGCACUGAGGACUCUACAUCUGGAUGGAGUACUCCAGGUGAGGCCUCUUCAGUACAGAGCAGAGGGGCAGGAUCACCUCCCUGCACCUGCUGACCACGCUUCUUUUGAUGCUGACCAGGAUAUGGUUGGUUUUCUGGGCUGGGAGGGCACAUUGCUGGCUCACGUCCAGCUUGCCAUUCACCAGUACCUCCAGGUCUUUUGGGAGAGGCCUAUGCUCAGUCUUUUCAUCCCCCAGCAUGUAUUGGUAGUGGGGGGUUCUCUUGUCCCACGUGCAGGACACUGCACCUGGAUUUUUUGAACCUGAUGAGGUUCACCUGUGCCUGCUGCUUGAGCCUGUCUAGGUCCCUCUGUUUGGCGUCCUGUCCCUCUGGUGUGUCACCCCACAGCUUGGUGUUGUCAGCAAAUUUUCUGAGGGUGCACUCGACCCCACUGAUGAUGUCACUGAUGAAGAUAUUGAAGAGUAUCAGCCUCAGCAUGGACCCCUGUGGGACAACACUCAUCAUCAAUUGCCAUCCAGGUGUGGAGCCAUUGACCGCUGCUCUCUGGACUCAGUCCUGCAGCCAGUUCUUUGUCCAUUCAACAGUCCACCCAUCAAAACCGUAUUUUUCCAGCUUCCUAAAGCAGCUUCCUAAAACUCAAUCCAAUUGAAAUUCUCUGCUGUCUAGUAACAUGGACUUCUAUGAGACUGCGAGCUCAGGCUUUACAGGCCAGCAGUGGAGCCAACCAGGAGGCUUCUGGAUUUUCAAAAAGGACUGAGAAGGCUGAGAAUGAGGUGCUUUGUUUGACUUUUUACUGACUGUCUCACUUAAGGAUUCUGUCAGUCCGUAGGCAUGUUUGCUUGGUUUGGCUGGAGCUUUGGAGCUUGGUGCUUAUGACUUCAGUUCUUUCUGACACAGAGCUGCUUUGGACACUUGCUGCCUAGACCAAAUACAUACUUUGGCAGAGAUCACUCUAUGCACUGUUGUGGUUUUUUUUUUUUUUUUUAAUGUUUUGGAAGUGUGAAUGUGAUAUCUGCCUUCAAACAGGGAAUGUCUAAAAGAAAUUUAUUUAUUUAUUUUCUUGGA